This is a messenger RNA of Truncatella angustata, 1815 nucleotides long. Its product is annotated as pectin lyase fold/virulence factor. The transcript is spliced from 4 exons. The coding region runs from base 105 to 1586 and encodes 493 amino acids. Gene Ontology annotation, molecular function: polygalacturonase activity. Gene Ontology annotation, biological process: carbohydrate metabolic process. NCBI's taxonomy places the organism in Eukaryota, Fungi, Ascomycota, Sordariomycetes, Amphisphaeriales, Sporocadaceae. The record is from RefSeq and is a predicted model, not a curated record.
GGGGAAAAGUUGGGGAAGCUCCCCUACAGUGCGGAGAAAUAUCCUUGUUAGCCUCCAACUGUUUAUAUUGUUGCUUGCGAAAGCUCAUUUCCGAGGCGAACCCCAUGCUCGGUACGCCGGCAUUCUACAUAAAAGGGUCGCGAUGUGGCCAAGAUGAAAAUGGCGUUGCUUGGUCUCUUGUCCUAGAGCUUGGCUUGUCAUUCGUUGUCUUGUGUCCUUGGCUCAUCUGUUGCAUUGCGAUGAAGCUCUCCCUAAUUGCCGCCGCCCUGCCAUUGGCAGCCGCCUCUGCUGUCUCUUUCAGCUCACAGAAGAGAGACGGUGAUCACAUCUCUACUCGGCCCGAAAUCGUAUACUCGCCCGAGGCACCCUCCGUAGCCCCACCCAGUCCCAAGCAGCGUUGCAAGACUUGCUUCAUUGACAGCCACGGCGACGGCGUGACAGACGACUCUGAGGCAAUUCUCGCAGCUUUCAACGAUUGCAACAAUGGCGGCCACGUUGUUUUCCGCGAGAAUGAGACUUACAUUAUUGGCACCGCUAUGGACUGGACCUUCCUCCAAUCCAUUGACAUUGAUAUCCAAGGAAAGAUUCUUUUCACCAACGACACGACCUACUGGCAGGCGAACUCAUUCCGUUUUGUCUUCCAGAACGUGACAUCCUUCUUCAAACUUGGUGGCGACGAUGUUUGGAUAUACGGAGGUGGUACUAUCGAUGGUAACGGUCAGGCUUGGUAUGAAGCAUACGCUGCCAAUGCCUACACCCUUCGCCCGGUCCUGAUCGGCGCCGACGGUCUGACCAACAGUAUUAUUUCGGAUGUGGUACUUCGAUACUCUCCUCAGUACUAUCACUUCAUUGCCAACUCAACCAAUGUUGUCUUUGAUAACAUCAACAUCGCUGGUGGCAGCCGAAACGCCAGCGUCACCGCCAAGAACACUGAUGGUUGGGAUACGUACCGCAGUGAUGCCAUCACCAUUCAGAACUCGGUCAUCAACAACGGCGAUGACUGUGUUUCUUUCAAGCCCAACUCCACCGAUGUCCUGGUUCAGUCGCUUUUCUGCAACGGAAGCCACGGCAUCAGCGUCGGUUCUCUGGGACAGUACAAGGGUGAAUAUGACAUCGUCGAGAACGUCUUCGUCACCAACAUCUCGAUGCACAAUGCUACGGACGGUGCCCGCAUCAAGAUCUGGCCCAACACUGCUUCGGCUCUUUCCGAUGAUCUGCAGGGUGGAGGUGGUGACGGACGUGUCAACAACAUCACCUAUACCGACUGGACCAUUGACAACGUCGACUACUCCAUCGAGGUUGACCAGUGCUACGGUCAGAGCAACCUUACGCUCUGUCUAGAGUACCCCAGUCCUCUGAAGAUUACCAACGUUAUCUUCAACAACUUCAAGGGCGCAACGAGCAAGAAGUACCAGCCUCAGGUUGCCACUUUUGCGUGCAGCUCCGACACAGCAUGCUCAAACAUCGUGUCCACUGACUUUAGUGUGCUCAGCCCCAACGGUACCAACCAGGCUUUCUGUCUCAACUUUAACGAGACGUCGUUGGAUGGUGUUGAGUGUACAACUGUAUUCAAGGGAUUCAACUAACCUAGUGCGCUGUCACGUGCGCGGGCGCCAUGUACACUUGUAGUCGAGGGGUGUAAAGUAAAAUGACUUGGUAGUGUCGCUCUUUGAGCUUGAUAGAAAACUUGCACAUAAGAUAUUAAUGAUAAAUAAGACUGCUUACAUGACGCGAAGUGAGCCACCCAAUGUGGCUCUGCUCAAGGUGGUAAUAAUUAGAAGAUUCAGCAAACCAGGGUGAUCGAGUCAUUGACUG